AUGCCCGCAGAGUUGACUGGAUACAGCUUUCGCGCCACCACGGGGGAGUUCCUUCCCGCCAAAGGCCGUCGGCAAAGCAACGCAGGGGCUGGUUACAGAACAGGCCUACACAGCUCAUUGCCUGGCGAGGAUGGUCACCCGCUGCGACCCAGCGGAGACCGACCCAGUACCCGUGAAACGGUGGCAGCUUUACGCGCUGAAGGUUUGAAUGUGGCGGAGCAGCAAAGCCGGCGCUUGGCGAAGCUAACGCCCGUGGACUCCCUGGAGGACAUCCGUGGAGUGCGAAGGACCCCAGCACUGCCCAAAAACAACUCGCUGCCCAACUUGCGCAAGCAUGAUACGGAGGCUGCAAGAGUCUACGACCAAGAAGUGGAUCGCUGGCUAAGACGUUUGAUGGUGGAUGUGAACAUCUCACACAAGUCUUUGCCAGAAAGCUCUGCGCAAAGCCAAAUUUGCACUCAUUUGGACAAAGUGCACGGCUGGUUUGACCGGAGCAAGAGGGUGGCCACAGAUCUCAAGGAGAGCGCCGGUGAGAAGUCGCCAUUUGGCCCCUCUCAGAAGCAGGCCGGUAUCUAUCUUCCAAGCGGAAGCCCGGCGCCGCCGGGGUCCUUGCACUGGGAGAGACCAGAGAAACCGAUCAAACUUUCAAAGAGCGAUGCUGCAUCCACAAACAUUUCGGAUGUGACCACAGAUCCCGGAGACAUCACUGACAGCGAGGGGAUGGCCGAACCGUUGGACAUCGCCUGUCCUUGA
Messenger RNA from Cladocopium goreaui, 753 nucleotides. Lineage: Eukaryota; Dinophyceae; Suessiales; Symbiodiniaceae. The record is from the annotation of a GenBank genome assembly.